Molecule: messenger RNA, 945 nt
Organism: Theobroma cacao (cacao)
Lineage: Eukaryota; Viridiplantae; Streptophyta; Magnoliopsida; Malvales; Malvaceae
Source: RefSeq, a predicted model, not a curated record
UUUCUUUUAUUUCCAGUUUGUUUAUGAAUUUAUUACCAGUUGCCAUCAGUAUCUUGUCUAGCCUCUUAGACAGGCAGACCCUCCUUUUUUCUGAUUUUUGUUUUUUUUCCUAACCAUCCACUGCCGCUUUUCUUAAACUAGGCGAGCAAAAUAAAGAUGGAGCAUAAAGAUGACAUCCCAUCACGCUCUUCAGGCAUUCGACGAACACGUUCCGAGGAAUCUGCACACUGGGUUGCACAGCAUCUGCUCAUUCUUGUCAAUGAGAUUGCUGCUAUUGAGGCCGAUUGUUCAAAUGCUUAGUCUUCCUUUCAGAAAUGGAAAAUUAUAGUGGAAAAUUGCAAUGCUUUGGGUGUGCCACACUCUUCAAAUCAGUGCCGCAGGAAGUGGAGCUUGUUGCUUCAGGACUACACCAAGAUCAAGCGUUGGGAGUCACAGUCAGCACUAUGUGAUUCGUACUGGUCUUUGGGUGGUCAAAGGAGAAAAGAAUACGAACUUCUAGAAAAUUUUGACCAAGAUCUGUUUAAAGCCAUCAAUGAUGUUGUUAGAUUGCUGGAGGAGAAAUCAGGUACUGACCGAGACAGUGAUCCAGAAGCCCAGGAUGAUAUGGUUGAAAUAACUGCAGAGCUAGGUAUGUGUAGAAGAAAAGGAGCAGAUUAUGGUGGCAAGACUUGUGAGAAGGCAGAGCAGAUCCAUGCCGUAGUUGAGGAAAAUUUUACAGAGAAUGCUGACCAUUCAGCUGCUGAUGUGAAGAAUGUUGAGGAGUUCCGGACAGAUUUUAUAAGACGUCAAGGGGACAAGCUUGUUGCAUGCUUGGGAGACAUUUUAAGCACUCUCAAUCAGUUUUCAGAACUUGUCCAGGAAUGUGAAUGAUUGGCCCUAAAGAGAUAUAUUUGUAAACUUCCUUUCUAUUGAGGGUGCAAUUUCAAGCAUAUGGUUUAUCAUUGA